Messenger RNA from Dibothriocephalus latus, 663 nucleotides. The record is from the annotation of a GenBank genome assembly. Lineage: Eukaryota; Metazoa; Platyhelminthes; Cestoda; Diphyllobothriidea; Diphyllobothriidae.
AUGAAUACCCUGACGGAAACUGCAACCGGGUCGUUGCAGCCCUUCGUGGAGACCGACUUCUCCGCAACCGGCUUGAUGCCCGGAUGCGGUAACAUGAAUUACGUCACAGAUGGCAGCUGUACAGGCGGUCCAAUGCGCCUCUGUUUUGAUCCCAGUCUGGAUGGUCGCAGAUCGAUGAUGGCGUGUGAACAGUUCGGUCUGCCGACAGAAAUGGAAUACGGCCUGGCAGAUGGCGGCCGGGGUAGCGAUGCUGGCAACCGAGAGGAUGACGACUUGGAGGCGUCUAAACAGCCGUCGAAGGAGACCAAGAAGGUGGCGGGGAGGAUGGCCUCUGAGGUGACACUUGCCCUUUACUUUUGCUCCAAUGGGGAACACAUCGUGGAACCACCCCAACUGCUCUGCAAAGGUAAUUAUCACUACACUCACAAGCAGUUUUCCGUUACUGUCGUUAAGUUGCAAGGCUGCGAAGGUGAUUUCAGACAGUUGGGACACUAUGAUGGAGUCACAACCAGUGGCUACGAGGCCUGGCCCUUCUUGUUUCUUAACCUCUCCCCCUCCACUGCUGACGUCAGAAUGCUUCUCUACCUCGGCACGCCAUCCGCGCCUCGUCCCGUCCCGCAAGCCUUCUGCACCCCAAGAGCCCACCAACGCCAGUGGCUUCAG